AUGAACCGGCAGCUAGUGAACAUUUUGACAGCCUUGUUUGCAUUUUUCUUAGAGACAAACCACUUCAGGGAGGCUUUCUGCAAAGACCAUGACUCCAGGUCUGGAAAACAACCUUCACAGACCCUAUCUCCUUCAGAUUUUUUGGAUAAAUUAAUGGGAAGGACAUCAGGAUAUGAUGCACGAAUCAGGCCAAACUUUAAAGGGCCUCCUGUAAAUGUUACGUGCAACAUAUUUAUCAACAGCUUUGGGUCAAUAGCAGAAACUACAAUGGACUACCGUGUGAACAUUUUUCUGAGACAACAGUGGAAUGAUUCACGAUUGGCAUACAGUGAGUACCCAGAUGAUUCCCUGGACUUGGACCCAUCUAUGCUAGACUCCAUUUGGAAACCAGAUUUAUUUUUUGCUAAUGAGAAAGGUGCCAAUUUCCAUGAUGUCACCACCGAUAAUAAAUUGCUACGGAUUUCAAAAAAUGGCAAAGUCCUCUACAGUAUCAGACUCACCUUGACCUUAUCCUGUCCUAUGGACUUGAAGAAUUUUCCAAUGGAUGUCCAGACCUGUACAAUGCAGCUGGAAAGCUUUGGGUACACAAUGAAUGACCUGAUAUUUGAGUGGUUAAGUGAUGGCCCUGUGCAAGUUGCUGAAGGACUGACACUGCCUCAGUUUAUCUUGAAAGAAGAGAAGGAACUUGGCUAUUGCACAAAACACUAUAACACUGGAAAGUUUACCUGCAUUGAGGUGAAAUUUCACCUGGAACGCCAGAUGGGAUAUUAUUUGAUCCAGAUGUACAUCCCUAGCCUGUUGAUUGUCAUUUUGUCCUGGGUCUCCUUUUGGAUAAACAUGGAUGCAGCUCCGGCCAGAGUUGCACUGGGCAUCACCACAGUCUUAACGAUGACCACCCAGAGUUCAGGUUCUAGGGCAUCUCUGCCAAAGGUCUCCUAUGUCAAAGCUAUUGAUAUCUGGAUGGCGGUGUGCCUUCUGUUUGUGUUUGCUGCCUUACUGGAAUAUGCAGCAGUGAACUUUGUCUCAAGGCAGCACAAGGAGUUCCUGCGCCUUCGAAGACGACAGAAGAGGCAGAAUAAGGAAGAAGAUGGCACUCGUGAAAGUCGUUUUAAUUUCAGUGGCUAUGGAAUGGGUCACUGCCUCCAAGUGAAAGACGGAACAGCUGUCAAGGCCACGCCUGCCAAUCCGCUUCCACAACCCCCAAAAGAUGCCGAUGCAAUCAAGAAGAAGUUUGUGGACCGGGCAAAAAGGAUUGACACAAUAUCUCGAGCUGCCUUCCCAUUGGCCUUCCUCAUUUUCAACAUCUUUUACUGGAUCACCUACAAGAUCAUACGGCAUGAAGAUGUCCACAAGAAAUAG
Molecule: messenger RNA, 1359 nt
Organism: Perognathus longimembris pacificus (Pacific pocket mouse)
Lineage: Eukaryota; Metazoa; Chordata; Mammalia; Rodentia; Heteromyidae
Gene: Glra2
Product: glycine receptor alpha 2
Exons: 9
Coding region: 1-1359 (452 amino acids)
Biological process (GO): chemical synaptic transmission; signal transduction; nervous system process
Cellular component (GO): neuron projection; postsynaptic membrane; plasma membrane
Molecular function (GO): transmembrane signaling receptor activity; extracellularly glycine-gated chloride channel activity; glycine binding
Source: RefSeq, a predicted model, not a curated record